Molecule: messenger RNA, 356 nt
Organism: Nyctereutes procyonoides (raccoon dog)
Lineage: Eukaryota; Metazoa; Chordata; Mammalia; Carnivora; Canidae
Product: translation initiation factor IF-2-like
Exons: 2
Coding region: 1-318 (105 amino acids)
Source: RefSeq, a predicted model, not a curated record
AUGGUGCGCUCGGAGGCGGACGAGCUCCGGAAGGCGACGCCCCGACGCAGCGAGCGGCGCCCCGGCUCCGGGCUCCUUUAUCCUCCGCCCCGCGCUCCGGCCGCCCGCCCCGGCGCCGCCCCUUCCGCUCCCGGCCGCUCCGCCCCGGCCCGGGCCUUGCCCCCGGGAGGCCUCGCCCGCUCGCGGCAGCGUCUCGCCCAGCGCCUCCGUGCCCCCCGGCCCCCCGAUCCCGGCCCCACCCGGGCAGCAGAGGGAUUCCUGCUCCAGCCUGGUAUAGCAUUGGAACUGGUGCACUGGAUGUUGGAUCUUGACCUCUGAGGCCACUGAGGGCAGCCCUGCUCUCUCCGUGGUGUCCC